AUGGCCACUACCACCGCUCACCGACCGCAACACAUCAGCUUUGCACCUAGCCCAGCCGAGUCUCUUCGCCAAUCCACCCUCCAGAAGAACAUGGCCAUCACUCAGACAUACUAUCUCGCCCACAAGGCCCGCUCCAAGCUGGGCCGCGAGGCUGCUCGCGCCGACCACAACCUCCGCCUGCUCGUCGGCCACGCCAACCUGCUCGACAACCUCAUGGUUGAGCUGGCCGACGCCGAGCGGGAACAGGAGCGCUGGUUCAACCAGUCUGUCCGCGGCGCCUCGCCCAAGGCGCAGGACCGCCACGUCCAGCACCCCGCCUCGCAGAUAGUCGAGGAGGAGGAAGAGUACAGCGGCGACGAAAUCUACGACGAGUCGUCUUCGGACGAAGACGAGGAUGAUUUUGAGGAGGAGCUGCGGGACAUUGUCAUGAUCCCAAGUGCCAGCAAGGCCCCCACAGUCACCACAGAGGAGGUCCCCAGUGGUGACGACAUGGAGGAGGAUGACCUCGAGGAGGACUAUGCGCAACUCGAGCUCGUGCGCACAUCGUCACACUCCAACACCAGCCCGCCCCCCGAGCUGGUGGACGAGUCGGACUCGUCCGACGACGAGGCGGGCAUGCCCCCCUCACCACCCAACGCCAUGCUUCCCAUGCCCGCUGGCAAGGCGGAAGAUUCACUCUUUGAGGAUGAGCAGAAACAGGAGGCCAAGAACUAUUACCUGCCCGGGAGGACACCCCUUGGCGGCGUGUCGGCCGUCUCGGUCUACUAA
This is a messenger RNA of Emericellopsis cladophorae, 768 nucleotides long. RefSeq lists its product as uncharacterized. The transcript has a single exon. Lineage: Eukaryota; Fungi; Ascomycota; Sordariomycetes; Hypocreales; Bionectriaceae. The coding region runs from base 1 to 768 and encodes 255 amino acids. The record is from RefSeq and is a predicted model, not a curated record.